UAUUCCUUCGUGGUGACAAUCAAGAAAAGUUUGGGUAUGUUUAUUGCAGUUUGCGGCUUUUAUUUUGAUCUCGAUUUAAAAUAAUUGUUUACGGCAAACUGUGAAUUAAAGUAUUAUAUGAAGUGCAUUAAAGAUGGAGUACAAAUUUGAAAAAUAUAUUGACUGUCAACAAGGAGCAGUGCGAUCUGUAAGAUUCAGUGUUGAUGGUGCUUAUUGCGUAACUUGUGGCUCGAACAGGAGAAUAAAGCUCUGGAAUCCUUACAAAGGAACUCACCUCAAAACUUAUAGUGGUCAUGGAGAUGAAGUGAUGGAUGCACAAGCUUCUUGUGAUAGUAGUCAAAUAGUUUCUUGUGGUUUGGAUAAAUCUGUAAUUGUCUGGGAUGUUGCAACUGGAACUCCUGUUCGAAGAUUUAGAGGACAUUCAGGAGCAGUCAUGACUGUCAGAUAUAAUGAAGAGUCUACAAUGGCGAUUUCGGGCUCCCGAGAUAAUUCCGUAAUGUGUUGGGACACGCGUUCCAGAGCUCAGGAUCCUGCACAGACUCUCAAUGAUGCUAAAGACACGAUAUCCAGCAUUCGAGUUUCUGAUUACGAAAUUUUGACUGGAUCUUUUGACUGCAGAAUUCGAAAAUACGAUAUAAGAAAUGGCGAACUCGUUGCUGAUUAUUUAGGAGCAAUCGUUACAUGUGCAAGUUUUACAAGAGACGGACAGUGCAUCCUAGUCAGUUGUGCAGACGGAGUCAUCAGAUUAAUUGACAAAGACACCGGAGAACUCCUCGGUGAAUUUUUGGGCCUUCCACCCACCAAUUUGUGCCUGGAAUCCAGUGUGGAUUCUAAUGACACACGUAUUCUUUCUGGCUCGAGUGAUGGAAAGCUCUGGAUUUGGGAUCUCGCGACACAAAACGUCGUUGCAAAGUUGUCUGGGGACAAACCAACGAAACACGCUACUGUUUCUAUCAGUGUCCAUCCCCAGAAAAAUUGUUUUCUUGCUGCGAAUGGAAUGAACAUUCUAAUGUGGGAAACGGAAACUGAAACAGAAACUGAAACUAAUGCUUAGAAAAUAUUAAAAUAAGAAAGUACUUGUAAAUAAAUUUCUGUUUAGUAUUAAAUUAAUUUA
Messenger RNA from Belonocnema kinseyi, 1114 nucleotides. Its product is annotated as WD repeat domain-containing protein 83. NCBI's taxonomy places the organism in Eukaryota, Metazoa, Arthropoda, Insecta, Hymenoptera, Cynipidae. The coding region runs from base 134 to 1054 and encodes 306 amino acids. Gene Ontology annotation, cellular component: catalytic step 2 spliceosome. The transcript has 4 exons. Gene Ontology annotation, molecular function: protein binding. Gene Ontology annotation, biological process: mRNA splicing, via spliceosome. The record is from RefSeq and is a predicted model, not a curated record.